GCGCGCGCGUGUGUGUCUGUGUGUGUGUAGACUCGCACACAUUUGAUCGAGCGCUGUGCGGCAGACUCAGAACAUGACGCGCGCUCUGUUUCUCCUUCAUUCGAUUCGUUUCGACGCUCGACGGCUCGUUUGAUCGUUUGAUCCGGUCCCGAUGGAGGGAGCCGCGGCCGGAGGAUGCUCCGCGCUGCCGGAGGACGAGGAUGCGGUGGUCGGUGCGGGAUGCGGGACGGAUGCAGAUCUCGACGCUGCUCUCAAGAAGACCUGCAUAACCGAGAUGCCAUCUUCCUCGUAUCACUCCAGCUCUGGCCUUGAGAAGAAGAUCGGUCACAGACGGGUCGAUGCGUCCGGUGAAACCACCUACAAGAAGACGACCUCGUCUGCCUUGAAAGGAGCCAUUCAGCUGGGGAUCGGCUACACCGUGGGUAACCUGAGCUCCAAACCCGAGCGCGACGUCCUCAUGCAAGACUUCUACGUGGUGGAGAGCAUCUUCUUCCCCAGUGAAGGCAGUAAUCUGACUCCGGCACAUCACUAUCCAGACUUCAGGUUUAAAACGUAUGCUCCGGUGGCGUUCCGCUACUUCAGAGAGCUCUUCGGGAUUCGACCGGACGACUAUCUGUAUUCUCUCUGUAAUGAGCCCUUGAUCGAGCUCUCCAACCCCGGUGCCAGCGGCUCAAUCUUCUACGUCACUCGAGACGAUGAGUUCAUCCUGAAGACCGUGAUGCACAAAGAGGCUGAGUUCCUGCAGAAGCUGCUUCCAGGAUACUACAUGAACCUGAACCAGAAUCCCCGAACACUGCUGCCCAAGUUCUUCGGUUUGUACUGCGUUCAGUCCGGAGGGAAGAACAUCCGUAUCGUGGUGAUGAAUAACAUCCUGCCGCGCAUCGUUCGCAUGCAUCUCAAGUUCGACCUGAAGGGCUCCACGUACAAGCGCCGCGCGUCCAAGAAAGAGCGCGAGAAGUCCAAGCCCACCUUUAAAGACCUGGACUUCAUGCAGGACGUUCAGGACGGACUCCUGCUGGACGUGGACACGUAUAACGCGCUGGUGAAGACGCUCCAGAGAGACUGUCUGGUGUUGGAGAGUUUUAAGAUCAUGGACUACAGUCUGCUGUUGGGGGUUCAUAAUCUGGAUCAGGCGGAGCGCGAGCAGCAGAUGGAGGGAUCUCAGAGCAGCAGCGAUGAGAAGAGACCGGCCGCACAGAGAGCGCUUUACUCCACCGCCAUGGAGUCCAUUCAGGGAGGAGCGGCGUGUGGAGACUCCAUCGACACCGAAGACACGAUGGGAGGCAUUCCUGCUGUCAACGGGAAAGGAGAGAGACUCCUGCUCUUCAUCGGCAUCAUAGACAUCCUGCAGUCCUACAGACUCAUAAAGAAGCUGGAACACACAUGGAAGGCUCUGGUGCAUGACGGGGACACUGUUUCCGUCCACCGGCCGAACUUCUACGCUGACCGCUUCUUCCAGUUCAUGAGCAACACUGUGUUCAGGAAAAGCAGCUCGCUGAAGGCUUCUCCUGCUAAGAAGGGCCGUGUGGCGCUGACGGUGCCUAAAUUCAGCGGUCCCGGAGCGGCGUGGUCGUCCAGUCAUCUUACCUCAGAGAGGGACGAGAACAUCUAUGAUCUGAGAGGAGCACGCAGUUUCCCCGUGCUGGAAAACGAUGGUCUGCAGUCUUGCACUCCUCCGUCUUUCGAGGAAGCGACCACGACUUCUGUGGCCACAACCCUGUCCUCAAACACCUCCAUAUCUAUCCCAGAGCGCUCUCCGUCAGACACCACAGAGCACCCGCGCUACAGAAGACACACAUUGUCUCUAAAAGACGCUGAGGGAAGGAUGCAUGAAGUGGUGGAUGUGCAUGAAGAAGAGCAGCAGACCAUCACUGUGCAGGUGGAGGUCAAGAGAGAGAGAGAAGAAGAAGAGGAGGAGGAGGAGCCAGACGUCACUCUGACGCACGCGGUGAUGGAUGUUCCUCCUCCAGACACUGCUGACCUUGUCCCGGAAACAGCCGCUUCAGCAUCCGUUACCCAGGAAACCGUCUCCCAGGCAACACUUCCUGGUGACACCCAGACAACAGUUCCCGUGGAAACCGCUCCUCUGACAGGAACCGGGACCCUUGAAACAGCGCGGGUCCCUGAAGCAGCAGAACCGUGCGGCGCUAGCCCGAAAAUACAGCAUCCCAACGUGGACAGACUCUCAGAGGCUCAGAGCCGGGAAUCUCUGGAGGAAGAGGUCGCAUCCACCACGGACAUCUAUUUUUACGCUGAAGGCAGAUAUUGGGUUUAUUCCCCGGUGCUCCAGCGAAGAAAGCUCAGCUCCUGCAGUGUCACUCCAGAGGACAGGAGUUGGGUUUAUUCGCCCCUGCAUUACGACUCAGAGCCUCACAGUGAAAGCGACACAUAAUCUGGAUGUUCAGUAGACAUCUCUCUCUCUCUCUCUGCUGUGGGACUGGAGCGGUAUUGCUGGGACCUUUUCUUCAGGAUGGAGUGAAGAUGAACUGAAAAAAAAAAAUCCUUUUCUACCUGGGUGCCACUUCCCAAUCAAUUCCCCUCAAAAACAACGUUAGCUCUCAGAAAAUCCAGUGUGUGUCUGUGUGUGUGUGAAUCCAAAUGUCAGUGCGAAUCCCUCAAAUAAAUCCCAUCCUUUUGCAUUGCAAGUUAUCGGCGACCCAUGAUGCACUAGACUAGAUUUAAUGUCUUCGAUCAUUCCAUGAACUCAAUCCUGAAUCCAUGCGUCCUGCGUGAUGCAUGCUUUUUAUUUUGUGCACAUCUGAGAUGUUCAGAGUGGAAUACAGUUCAAAUCUGUGAUCAGAGGAACAGGUUUGAGACUGAAAGCAUCACUGCAGAUGAUUGGAAACACAUGGAUGCUGUGAAACACUGGACCGCAAAACAUAUCAGCAUCACCUAUGAACCGAGCAUUAGUCCUGGCUUUUUCUGUCAGUCAUGUACAGUAGUCAUUUCUUUCUCUGUAUUUUUUUAAUGAGUCAAAUUAAUUUUGUUAUGGUCCAUUGUUGGUCUAUUAAACUGUUUUAGAUCGUCUUCAUUAAACAUGCUGAAUUCCUUCUAUUCAGGUCAACACAUUGCAGAAAAUCAUUCAAUCAAUAUUUUUGUAUUAAAAAAAAAAAAAUCCUAAGCAUUAUUAAAAUUAGAUGCAUUUACUUAAAAACGUAAUAUUAAGAAUUUUUGAGAACAUAUAUCUUUAUUAUACUUUAUUGGCAAAUUGUUUUUCUUCUUCUUCUUCUUCCUAUUUAAAAUAAUUGUAUUAAAUAUAUUAUUUUACAAUCCAUAUUUCAUUCAUAGAAAAAUUUCCAAUGUAUUUUUUCUUCUAAAAACAUGUUUUAUUCAUAGUCAUUUUUCAUCUACGUAAUUGUAUGGAUAUCUAUUACGAUAGUAUUUAUACUUAAGUAUAAUUUUUUACUUUAUUCGCAAAUAGCCUUUUAUUUCUUUUAUUUUUUUUUUAUUAUUAUUGCUAAAAUCUUUUAAUAAAAAACAUGAUUCAUAUAAUUUUAUAAUGUAUAUAUAUAAUUUAUUCUUACAUGUUUUACUUUAUCGUUUUUUUAUAUCUUAUUUUAAGCAAUUAUUAUUUUAAAUAUUAUUAUUAAAUAUUAUGUUUAUUUUAAAAAUAAAAUGCAUGCAUUUUUUAUAAAUGAAUAUAGUUUGAUAAUUAUAAUUGAUCAUUUAUUAUAAGUUUUUGUAAGCUAAGCCUGGAAUACACUACACUGUUUUUGAAGGAUUUCAAACAUGCUUUAUGUUUUUAGAACACAUUGUUUCAAUGUGUCACUCGUCUCCUAGCAACAAGGCACAUGUUUCUGUGUGAGUUUGUUGUGUUCAGAUCAACUUCAAAGUCUUGUUGUGUGUUAGUGAUCCUCAGUCACUAUUUACAAAAUCAUUAAGUGUAAAAAAAAAAAAAAAAUCUGUUCAGAUUUGAAAAGUAUUGUAGUGUAUUCCAGCCUUUAUUCUAUAAGUUUUUAAUAUUAUCAGUAUCAUUGCCAAUGAAGUAUAAAAAAUACUAAUGAAGUAUAAUAAAUACUAAUAUUCCGCAUCUCAAAUAAAUGCAUCUGAUUUGAAUCAUGUUUAGGCAAUAUAACUGAAAACCAUAUAUGCACAGAGCGCUGUCUAGAGUCAUUAUUUCUAUAAUGAUAUAAUCUGACAGAUUUUGUGAGCGAUAGAGAGUGACUGUUUUGUGAUUAAAACACUGAACUGUGACAGAGACAGAGAGCUUUUACAACCUUGUCAUUCAGCUUUUUUAACCUUUUUAUUCCAUUUCAAGGAAUGUUGUUUUCUUUUAAAAUAAUGUUAUAUUUAUUAUCAUCUUAUAUCUAUUUUAUUUUAUAUUUAAUUUUGUUAAGGCUAAUUUCAGAUGUGCUGAAUAUCAUGAUAUAUUCGACAUUUCAAUAUGCAUAUGUAUAUAUUCAAUCUCUUGAGGGAAUGUUUUGGUUCAUUACAGCAUCUAAAAAUUAAAUUAAAUUAAAAAUUAAAAUUAAAUUCAUGCAUUUAGCAGACACUUUUAUCCAAAGCGACUAACAGUGCAUUCAGGCUAUACAUUUUUUAUAUAUAAGAUUAAAAAAAAUUCUGAUUCAUCCUUAAUUUUGGAAAAUCAACACACACAAAAAAUCACAUUUACAAUAAUGGAAAAUGGAUUUAAAAAUUGGACAUCAUUUUAUGAUUUUAUUUAUAUGUAUAAAAUACUAGAGGCGAUACUUAAAGAAUUGUUACUGUCCAUUUUAAGUGCAUUAAUGUAAAGUUUUUAUUGAUCUGCAUCCUCUCUUUAUUCUUACAGUUUGGGUUUUACAGAAUGAAAUGGACUAUUUUAUUUCAAUAUUAAAAUUUCAGCAAUGAAAUCCUCAAUAUUAUCCAAAUCAAUCCUAUUUUUUAUGUUUCAUGGUGCGAGUCUUUGUAGUAUAAUGUACAGUAUGUUUUAAAGCGUAAUAAUAAUAUGUGUGAAGUAACAAGAGUUUUAUUUUGUGGCCUGCAUGUUGUUCAGGACGCUUGGUUUAGCUCUUCAGACAUCUAGUGUUUAUGAGUAUGUGAUAACUAAAGUGUGUGUAAGCGAGUGUUUGACUGUACUGUAUAUAUCUUUGGUUAUUGGUUUGAGGAAAGUCUGUGCUGUACUUGAGGCUUUGUCAUUUCUGCAGCUCUUUUCUGCAUGUGAACCCAAGUAAUGUGCGUCUCGAACACUGAACAUCCAUGGCCUGUGUGUUUGUACAGAUCAUUAGCUGGUUAUGAUGAUGUAAACAUAAAAACAAACCAUACCAAUAAAGCCUAUAUGGAAACUA
Carassius gibelio (silver crucian carp) is the source of this 5264-nucleotide messenger RNA. Its product is annotated as phosphatidylinositol 4-phosphate 5-kinase type-1 gamma. The transcript is spliced from 19 exons. Gene Ontology annotation, biological process: phosphatidylinositol metabolic process. The record is from RefSeq and is a predicted model, not a curated record. Bases 152 to 2392 code for a protein of 746 amino acids. Lineage: Eukaryota; Metazoa; Chordata; Actinopteri; Cypriniformes; Cyprinidae. Gene Ontology annotation, molecular function: phosphatidylinositol kinase activity.